GCCCUUUCUUUCGCCAGUAUUACGGGCCCGAACCCUCGUGUGAAGGGUGCAGUACCUAAGCUGCAGCCGGGUAGAGGCGGGCCGGCACCCCCUUCUGACCUCCGGUGCCGCCGGCCUCAAGAUCAGACAUGGCCCAGAACUUGAAGGACUUGGCGGGACGGCUGCCCGCCGGGCCCCGGGGCAUGGGCACGGCGCUGAAGCUGUUGCUGGGGGCCGGCGCCGUGGCGUACGGUGUACGCGAAUCCGUGUUCACUGUGGAAGGCGGGCACAGAGCCAUCUUCUUCAAUCGGAUCGGUGGAGUGCAGCAGGACACUAUCCUGGCCGAGGGCCUUCAUUUCAGUGGGUGCUGCGCGAACCUCCAGCAGCAUAUGAACUGUUGUUUUCCAAAGGGACAAGAGAAUCUCUCCUUGUCGGUGGUCAUGGGGAGGAGCAGGCCAAAAAACGCGUGGAUCCCCUGGUUCCAGUACCCCAUUAUCUAUGACAUUCGGGCCAGACCUCGAAAAAUCUCCUCCCCUACAGGCUCCAAAGACCUACAGAUGGUGAACAUCUCCCUGCGAGUGCUGUCUCGACCCAAUGCUCAGGAGCUUCCUAGCAUGUACCAGCGCCUAGGGCUGGACUACGAGGAACGAGUGUUGCCGUCCAUUGUCAACGAGGUGCUCAAGAGUGUGGUGGCCAAGUUCAAUGCCUCACAGCUGAUCACCCAGCGGGCCCAGGUAUCCCUGUUGAUCCGCCGGGAGCUGACAGAGAGGGCCAAGGACUUCAGCCUCAUCCUGGAUGACGUGGCCAUCACAGAGCUGAGCUUUAGCCGAGAGUACACAGCUGCUGUAGAAGCCAAACAAGUGGCCCAGCAGGAGGCCCAGCGGGCCCAAUUCUUGGUAGAAAAAGCGAAGCAGGAACAGCGGCAGAAGAUUGUGCAGGCCGAGGGUGAGGCCGAGGCUGCCAAGAUGCUUGGAGAAGCACUGAGCAAGAACCCUGGCUACAUCAAACUUCGCAAGAUCCGAGCAGCCCAGAAUAUCUCCAAGACGAUCGCCACAUCACAGAAUCGCAUUUAUCUCACGGCUGACAACCUCGUGCUGAACCUACAGGAUGAAAGUUUCACCAGAGGAAGUGACAGCCUCAUCAAGGGUAAGAAAUGAGCCUAGUCACCAAGAACUCCACCCCCAGAGGAAGUGGAUCUGCUUCUCCAGUUUUUAAGGAGCCAGCCAGGGGUCCAGCACAGCCCUACCCCGCCCCAGUAUCAUGCGAUGGUCCCCCACACCGAUCCCCUGAACCCCUCUUGGAUUAAGGAAGACUGAAGACCAGCCCCUUUUCUGGGGAAUUACUUUCCUCCUCCCUGUGUUAACUGGGGCUGUUGGGACAUUGUGUGAUUUCUCAGUGAUUUCCUACAGUGUUGUUCCCUCCCUCAAGGCUGGGAGGAGACAACCACCAACCCAGGAACUCUCAAUAAAUUUUUAUUACUUAACCUGAA
This is a messenger RNA of Mandrillus leucophaeus (drill), 1468 nucleotides long. It is a transcript of the gene PHB2, whose product is annotated as prohibitin 2. The transcript is spliced from 11 exons. Lineage: Eukaryota; Metazoa; Chordata; Mammalia; Primates; Cercopithecidae. The record is from RefSeq and is a predicted model, not a curated record. Gene Ontology annotation, cellular component: membrane; mitochondrion. The coding region runs from base 129 to 1136 and encodes 335 amino acids. Gene Ontology annotation, biological process: mitochondrion organization.